Messenger RNA from Eriocheir sinensis (Chinese mitten crab), 5644 nucleotides. RefSeq lists its product as uncharacterized. NCBI's taxonomy places the organism in Eukaryota, Metazoa, Arthropoda, Malacostraca, Decapoda, Varunidae. Gene Ontology annotation, cellular component: plasma membrane. The record is from RefSeq and is a predicted model, not a curated record. Gene Ontology annotation, molecular function: protein binding. The transcript is spliced from 4 exons. The coding region runs from base 627 to 3710 and encodes 1027 amino acids.
GAAGGAAGAGGAAGAGGAAGGAAAUCAAGAGUACUCUGAAAAAGGAGAGGAGAAAAGGAGGAUAAAGAAAAACGAGGAAAAGGAGGAAAGUGAAUAAACAAGAAAAAGAAAGGAAGAAAGGAAGGAAAUAAACAAUACAGAAAGAAAAGGUAGAAAAUAAAAGAGGAUAAAAAGGAGAAGAAUAAAGAAAAUAAAACAAGAAAAAGAGAAUCAAACACCACUCACCAUCACCACCACCAUCUUCAUCACCAUCAUCACCACCACUUCGAACUCAAGGGGAUGGUGUGUGUGGUGAAUGUGGUAUGUGGUGGUGGAGGUGAGGGGGGGUGUGGGUGCCCUGAAGUGUGGUGAUGGGGGGAAGGCAUAGCAUCUCCACCAGUCAUCUCCACCACCACAGCUAUCUCCACCUCCUCCUCCACCUCCUCCACCUCCUCCUCUUCCACGUGUCUUCAGUCUAACUUAUGUGGGUAUGGUGACCUCCGCCCCUUCUCCACUCUCCUCCACCUCCUCCUCCUCCUCCUCCUCCUUCUCCAUUUCCUCCUCCUCCACUUCUUCCGUCGUCGUCUCCUCCUCCUCCACCUCCUCCUCCUCCUUCAUCUUCGUCGCUACUGUUCUUUGAGGAGGCCAUGUGGAGCGGGGCGGCACGCGUGUGGGCGGUGGGCGUGGUGUGCGCCGUGCUGGGCGUGCGGGAGGGCCAUGCGGCGUGCACCAUGGCGGAGUUCCCGUGCCGCAGCAAGCAGUGCAUUAGUCUCGACCGGUACUGCGACGGCCGGCGAGACUGCGAGGACAACAGCGACGAGCCCUCCGGCUGCUCGCCGUGCAACAGGACCUACUACGGGCGAGUGGGCGCUACCUAUCGGCUGCACAUCCCACGGCCGCGACGGGGAACGCUGCCGCACUUCUGCCAGCUCACUUUCAUCGCCUCGGGGGACACUUACGGCGACCUGGUGCAGCUCAGCAUUGAAAAGUUCACCCUCGGCAGGUUCGUGUCGCACACCUCGGCGGGCUGCCCCGACGGCUACAUGCAGAUCGAGGAGCUGAGCCGCCCCCUGAACAGCGGCUACUGGUGCGGCACGGCGUGGGGCCACAACGUGUUCUACUCCGAGACCUCGGCCAUCACGGUGAUGCUGCGCGUCUUCAACCUCACCGACGACGCCCCCAGCGCUAACCCCGCGGCCUAUUCUCCGCAGGAGGACGUCAUGCUGGGCGUGUCCUACAGGUUCCUGAGGAAGGAACGCGCGGUGCUGCGCUACGGUGCGCCCUACAGCCCCACCUACCGCGGCGAGGACGUGCCCAACACCUUCUGCGACAAGGUCUUCGAGAACUGCGACAAGAAGAACUGCAAGGUACAGUCCCCGAACUUCCCGGGCAUGUACCCGCGCAACCUGACCUGCCACUACCGCCUCAGCCAGACCCGCGUGCCCGACGGCAAGGUGGCGCUGAUCCGCGUGCGGCAGCGCAACCCGCACCUCAUCUACAUCAAGGACCGCAACGCGCCGCACCUGUCCCGCGAGAGGAAGCUGCAGGUGGGCUCGGCGUGCCACGUGCUGCACGACUACCUGGUGGCCUACGACGGGAACAGCACGCGCGCCGCCGUGCUGGCCACGCUGUGCAAGGGCGGCGCGAUCCUCAGCGGCAUCACCUCCAGCGGGCCCCACCUGCUGCUCGUCUUCCACGCCUCGCCCUUCGACUUCCCCUUCCAGGACUCGCCGCGCCGCCGCACCUUCGGCUUCGAGCUGGACGUCGAGGUGGAGUUCGUGGACAGGGAGAGCACGGCGUACAUCCGCGAGGGCGCCGCCUGCAACUACACAGUGAGCAGCCGCGGCCAGCGCAGCGGGUACGUGCAGUCCCCCGUGCACUCCCUGCUGGCCAACACCACCUGCUGGUGGCGCCUGCUGGCCGGCAGCACCGAGGUGGUGUGGCUCUACUUCCUCCACUACCGCCACGUCCACCACCCGGAGAUGCCCACGCCCGCCCACUGCUCCAACACCCUCACCAUCACCGACGGGGACGCUAUCGUGGACCCCGCGCCCGCCCCCGCCCCCGGCACCGCCCUCGCCCUGGACGACGCCGAUAACGCGACGCUCAACAUCAGCAUAGCGGAGGAGGCGCCGCCCGCCGCCACGGUGAUCGGCACCUUCUGCCGCCCCGACCACCUACCGCGCGUGUGCUCGGGCGUGCACGCGCCGGGGCCGCACGCCGCGCCGUGCCUGCCGGGCGAGAGCUACGUGUCCGCCUCGCCGGCGCUCACGCUGUCCCUGCGGUACGCGGCGGGCACGGCGCCGGCACACGUGGAGUUCCUGGCGCGCUACGAGUUCGUGGACAAGCGGCAGUGGGGGACGCCCACCCCCGGCGGCGGCCCCUGCGACCGCACCUUCACGGUACAGCCAGAUCGGCUCUUCGCCUCGCCGCGGGACGUGUUCCUCUUCGGCCGCGGCGGUGCGCGCAAGCUGCGCUGCGUGUACACGUUCCGCGCUGGGCCGCGACAGCGCGUGGGGCUUCGCAUCCUGCGGGCCAGGAUGGGCUCAGGCUGCGGCACGCGGUACCGCCAGGCCUCGCACCGCUACGAGUGCUCGCACGAGGGCGCGGGGGACCAGCCGGCCAUCUGGCUGAGCGAGGAGCCGUGGGAGGGUGUGCCGCUGGUGCGCGCCUGCCUGUGCAACGUCUCACACGAGCGGCCCUUCACGCUGACGUCGUACACGCGGCAGGUGCGGCUCACCUUCAGCGUGCCCGUCAUGACGCCCGCCGCGGACUACAACGACUUCUUCCUGGAAGGCGAGUACUCGCUGCUGCCCGCCGCGCCGGAGUGCCGGCGCAGCGCGCGCCGCCUCGCGGGCCGCCACGGCAACUUCACCGUGGGCGCCGCCGCGCGCCGCGACCUCUGCGCCGCCCUGCCGCGCCUCGUCACCGCCGCCGAUGGCUCCUUCCUGUUCCUGCGCGUGCGCGGCCACGCCGCCUCCGAAGACAACUGCGGCGCGGCGACGCGCAUCAACGUGUACGCCGUCGGCGGCCUGGCACCCCUGGCCUCCAUCUGCCCCGACGCGCGCCUAGACUACACGCACGUGUUUAGCAGCGGCUGGCGCGGCGCCAACGACACGGCGCAGCAGAAAGUGUCGGCGGCAGACCUGUGGAGCGGCGCAGCGGCGGGCAGCGGCGGCAGCCUGCACCUGGGCCAGAGCCACUACUACUACCACCGCCAACAGCAGCAGCAGGCGGCGGCGGCGGAGCGGCAGCAGCGGGGGCGGCCCAGCCAGCGGCAGCGGCAGCAGGCGUCGCGGGACCUGGUGGUGGAGUUCGUGGGCAACGGCAGCGAGCGCGUCAUGGUGUCGUGGGUGGGCGUGUGGCGGCCCAUGCAGACGGCGCCGCUGUCCCCCGUGGGCGUGGACCUGUGUCCGCACCGCUGCCCGCAGAUCGAGGCGUGCUUGCCCGCCGACCUGUGGUGCGACGGCUCCGUGCACUGCCCCUCCGGCCUGGACGAGGGCGCGGCGGCGUGCGGGCUGCUGGCGGCGCUGCCCUGGGUGUACCUCGGCGCGGGCGGCGUGCUGGCCGUGUCACUGCUGGCGCUGCUGGCGGCCGUGGUGGUGCACCGCCGCCGCCUGCACGCCCUCAAGCGGCAGGAGGAGGCGGCGGCGGCGGUGGCCAACAACAGCCACGGCCUCAAGAGCACCACGCAGGACUUCCUCCUCCCGCCCGACAAGGACUCGUGGUGACAAGAGGCCCAUUCUGGCGACGUGGUGCGCGUCGACUACGAGACCACCGUGUAGUGCGUGCGUGUGUGUGUGUGUGUGUGUGUGUGAGAGAGAGAGAGAGAGAGAGAGAGAGAGAGAGAGAGAGAGAGAGAGAGAGAGAGAGAGAAAGAGAGUGAAUGAGAGAAAGCAAGAAAGAAAGACAGAGAGAGAAAGUGACUACCGGUGGUCAGCGCACAGGUACAGGUAAACACAAGGACAGGUAAAGGAAGAGAACAGGUGUGCUGGUAAUUGGAAGCGGCCAAACAGAGACAGAUGCAUCAGGGCAGGUGUGUGGACAGGUGUGGACAGGUGUGCGGGUCGCUAGGAUGGGAAAAAGAAAAGGAAGAAAAGGAGGAAGAAAAAAAAAGAACAAGAAGAACAAGAAGAAGAGGAAGAAGAAGAGGAAGAGGAAGAAGAUAGGGGUGACAAAGAGGCGUUAAAAUCUGUACAUACACGGAUCUUUGUAAGCGGUGUACAUAUGUAAGUUUACUAAGUGUACAUGGUUAUCGUUUUAUACAAGUAUCACUAUUGUUAUACCGAAGCUUGAGUGCGUGUGUGUGUGCGUGUGUGUAUGUAUGGGUCUGUGUGUGUGUGUACCGAUGCAUUUAACCGUGUAUGUGUGUGUAUGUAUGAGUGUAAGUGUGUGUACCGAAGAAUUUAAGUGUGUGUGUACGUGUGUGUGCGUUUGUGUGUUCAUGUCCGUACGGGUCCAUAGAAUCGUGUACGUAAAAACCAGCUCAUGUACGCACGAAUCACCAAGCCAUGUGCGUGUUUUUAUAUGACCGUGUACGUCUAUGUGUACGAGCUUGCGACCCCUUAGUUGGCAACACUGAAAUUUACGUACACACAAAACAACGUACACGUGUGCGUUGAAGCUCUCCCCUUUUGUGUGUACGUAAUGUGACCCCUUACCCUCCUUGUGUACGCUUCUAAACCCCUUAACGCAUUAGACCAUUAAAACCCCCAUUACCUCGACCCCCUCCCCCCUUAGCAUAAAAACACCCCCUUCUUCAACCCCCUCCCCCCAUCAGUAUUUACAUGCCCCCCUUAACCCCUAAAACCCUCCCCAUUAGUAUUUAAAUGAACCCCCUUUCCCAUUAGCAAAGAAAGACACCUACCUCAGACCCCUUCCUACCAUCCCAUUAGCAAGACACAUUACCUCAAUUCCCCUAUUUCCCACUCUAUUAAUAUUUAAGACCCCCACUGACCCCCUCUCCCCGCCCCAUUAGUAUCGAAAUAACUCCUUGAAUCACUCCCCUCCUCACCCCAUUAGAAAUACACCUUCUUGAACCCACCCCACUAGCAUUAAAGUAACCCCUUAAACUUAUCCCAAUUCCCCCCCCAUUAGUAUUAAAAUCACUUUCAAAUAUGAGUCCCACUUUACCCAACCCAUUAGAGUUAUAUAAACAAGCCUCCCUCCCCCUCCUCUCACCCGAACCCAUUAGUGCAUUCAAAACAUCCCACCCAAACCAUUAACAUUAUACUGAAAGGCAAGCCCAACACCCCACAUUGCCUCCACCCAAACCCAUUAGCGAAUUAAAAACAAACACUACCCCAUUACCCAUUAGAUAGUUAAAGGCAACUAUCUCCCCAAAACAAAUGAUUAAGUAGACCAUUAAAGACAUACCCCCUUUAACUAUCCCUUAACCCCCAACCCAUUAACUCAAACCCAAUCCAUUAGCACAAGACAAACAACCCCAUUCAUCCCCCCACUCCCUCCCUCCCAUUACAAACCCCCCCUCCAUUACCCAUUACCCAUCCCCACCCGUUAGUGAGUUAUAUGAAGAUUUCCUAUUUCCAACCCUCCAUAAUGAGAGAGAGAGAGAGAGAGAGAGAGAGAGAGAGAGAGAGAGAGAGAGAGAGAGAGAGAGAGAGAGAGAGAGAGAGAGAGAGAGACUGAGUGAGAGAGAGAGAGA